This is a messenger RNA of Rotaria socialis, 1416 nucleotides long. Lineage: Eukaryota; Metazoa; Rotifera; Eurotatoria; Philodinida; Philodinidae. The record is from the annotation of a GenBank genome assembly.
AUGAUGGAAAGAACGGAGAGCACACUCAACGAGCAGAAUGACACCGAUGUGAAUGAACUAGUUGGAACCAUUGAAGAGAACGUUUCGUUAAAUUUUGAUAGUAAUAAUGGUCUCUUGAAUCACCGAUGCAUCGUACCGGUUAGUAGGAUUACUCUACCCAAUGGAAAAACUCGAGACCACAUUGCACAACAGUUCACGCUUAAUAAAAACCAAAAUGGUGCAUUUAUGAUUAUUACAGGUCAUUUGGAUGGACUUGAUAUACUAAAUGAAGACGAGAAACGAGAACAACUAAUCAUGUGCGUACCUGGUUGUGGUGGUACAGGAAAAUCUCAGCUGAUUCGUGCUUCAACCGCUUAUUUCACACAGACAAAUCGUGCACACAAACUGCGAAAACUGGCCCCAACCUCAGUUGCUGCAGCAGAAAUCGAAGGUAUGACAAUUCAUUCCUUUCUGGGCGAUAGUCGAAAUCGAAAAAGUAAAUCAAAAGUCAUAAAUCGAUCGGGGCAAAUCACACACGAGAAUGCGUGGCGUUUUGUCGAGUACGUCAUUCUGGAUGAAAUGUCAAUGGUUGGACUUAGCUUGUUGGCUCGAUUAAACAAACUCGUUGCAAUAGCAAAGCACUGUGAUCCCAUGACUACGAUGGGUGGUAUAAACAUCAUCUUGUUCGGCGAUUACAUUCAAUACUCACCUGUAUUUGACAAACCUCUUUAUUAUGAUUUUUCUACGACGAUGUAUAACAAAAAGUUGCCUAUGGAAAAAGAAAUCCAACAAAAGAGUACACGAGCUCUGAUUCUCCAGACAUUGUUGAAUAGAGUUCGCGAUGGCAAAUGCACACAUGAAGACUGGCUUUUGCUUCGAACACGUGUCAUUAGUAUAGGACUUCACAUUUCUCUCAAUGAGCCACCGUGGAAUGAAGCUCCAAUUCUCGUUUAUCGAAAUGAAUUGCGCACAGAACUAAACAACCGAGCGGUAAUCAACAAGGCAUAUGAAACAGGCAGAUCACCAACCGUUGCGAUCGCUACAGAUACAAUAAAAGCCAAAAAACAUAUUGAUCUACCUGAUCUGACAAAACGACUUCUCGCGCUAUCUGAUAACAAAACAGAACAUUUACCUGGCUAUCUUCCUUUGGUACCUGGCAUGCCUGUAUUGCUGCAGGAGAAUAUUGCUUGCGAAAUUGGUUUGUCAAAUGGUACACUAGGAAUAUUUCAUGAGUUAAUUUAUGAUGAAACCAAAGAACAUACUACUGGCGCUGACGAAAGUAUUUUUACGGCCGACACUGUGUUUGUGCGCAAUGCUCAAUAUGCAUUGUUAGAAAUACGAAAAUCAAAGAUCAAAAACUUAGAGUCGCUUGAUCCUCUUAUUAUUCCUAUCCCUGUGAUCGAGAAAACGUUCGAAGUUAACCUUGAGAAACUAUAA